Budorcas taxicolor (takin) is the source of this 519-nucleotide messenger RNA. RefSeq names its product odorant-binding protein-like. The record is from RefSeq and is a predicted model, not a curated record. Bases 1 to 519 code for a protein of 172 amino acids. NCBI's taxonomy places the organism in Eukaryota, Metazoa, Chordata, Mammalia, Artiodactyla, Bovidae. The transcript has 6 exons. Gene Ontology annotation, molecular function: small molecule binding; odorant binding.
AUGAAGGCUCUGCUGUGCAGUCUUGUCCUUGGUCUGCUUGUUGCCAGUCAAGGUGAAGCUCACGGAGAGAACUCACAGUUCACAGGAAGAUGGUUAAACUAUUACACGGCAGCCAAUAACAUAGAGAAGAUCACCGAGGGUGGGCCAUUCUACGCUUUCAUGCGUUGCAUUGAGUUUGAUGAAGAAAAUGGCACAAUAGUGAUGCAUUUUUACGUCAAGGAGAAUGGAGAAUGCCUAGAAAAAUAUGUCUCAGGCACAAAGGAAGGAAACUUUUAUGCUGUUGACUACGCGGGUCACAAUGAAUUUCAACUCAUUAGUGGGGACAAGGACUAUCUCAUAGUGCAUCAUCUCAACGUGGAUCCAGAUGGCAAGGAGACAGAACUGGUGGGAUUAUUUGGCGCAGGAAAUAAUGUUGAUCCAAAACACGAAGAGGAGUUCAGGAAUGCAGUGAGAGAAAGAGGGAUUCCAGAAGAAAAUAUCCGGAAUUUCAUCGAUAAUGAUGACUGUCCAGAGGAGUGA